CUCCUCCUUGCUAUGGUGAGAAAUAGAGGUUAGGGGGGGGGGAGAAGAGACUCGGCAUCCAUCGUGUGGUCACAGCAUCUGUCCCCGAUCAGGACUACUGAACAUGGUCCUCACUGGAGCCGCCUAGUCCCUGGCACAGGUCUCCCCACCCCCACAGUGACAGGAUGGGAUGCUGUUCUGGGAGAUGCACCUUGGUCCUCCUCUGCACCGUCCAGCUGAUCGCAGCACUAGAGCGUCAAGUCUUUGACUUCUUGGGCUAUCAAUGGGCUCCAAUUUUGGCCAAUUUUCUACACAUCAUCGCCAUCAUAUUAGGCCUGUUCGGCACUUUACAGUACAGGCCUCGCUAUGUCACCGCGUACGCCAUCUGGGCUGCUGUGUGGGUGACCUGGAAUGUAUUCCUUAUCUGCUUCUACCUGGAAGUGGGCGAUCUGUCCAAGGACAGCGACCUUCUGACCUUCCGCGUGUCUCAGCACCAGUCGUGGUGGAGUGAACAUGGACCUGGCUGUGUCAGGAAGGAGGCCCCUGUAGCUGGCAUGGCUGGCAUGGAGAGCCACUCUUACGUGUCAGUGGUGGGAUGUUCCAUAGAGUACCAGUAUAUCGAAGUGUUACACAGCGCCACCCAGAUCCUGCUGGCGCUCUUUGGCUUUGUGUACGCCUGUUAUGUGACCAGCGUGUUCACAGAAGAGGAGGACAGCUUUGAUUUCAUUGGUGGAUUUGAUCCAUUCCCCCUCUACCAUGUCAAUGAAAAGUCCACCCACCCGCUGUUCAAGCAGAGUUAUUUGGAAUCCUCCGCUCUUACCGUAAAGAAUCCCUUCCUAAAUUGACGGCCGGCGUAAGUGAGAGGAGCGUACAUCCAGCCGCGGAAUAGGGGACGCCCGUCGCAGCCAUGAUACAGACUCGGGAUCGGGCAGAGGAGUCGCCAAGAACCAGCACUGUACAUAAUGCGUCACAGCGAAGCGACAAAAAGGACUGCGCACUUCUGUUACUGGGCCGGUGCCCCUGCCCCCUUUUUCCUGACCCCCCCCCCCACCCUCAGAUUCCCAGGCCUUCUCUGAAUCCAAUCCUAUGUAAAGUCAUUGUUCAAAAUACAGCACCCCCCAGAGGUAGUGUGCGCCCAUCGUCCUGGGGGGGAGGAGCAGCCCGUUCAUACAACGUUUUUUUUUUUUUUAAGGUUUAAUAAAAAUUGUCACAUUAGAUUGUU
Molecule: messenger RNA, 1201 nt
Organism: Rana temporaria (common frog)
Lineage: Eukaryota; Metazoa; Chordata; Amphibia; Anura; Ranidae
Gene: NKAIN4
Product: sodium/potassium transporting ATPase interacting 4
Exons: 8
Coding region: 165-824 (219 amino acids)
Biological process (GO): regulation of sodium ion transport
Source: RefSeq, a predicted model, not a curated record